AUGCCGUGGCUCCCUGACAGCUUCUGCUUCGUGGGCAGCCCGCAGACGCCCCGCGACUGCAGCCGCGUGCCCGCGCGCGUGAGCGCCGAGUACCUCGAGCGAUGCGGGCCCAAGGACUCUGAUGUGCCCUUCAACGGCGGGGCGGCCUCCGGCCCUGGUGCCACCGUCGAGUUCAAGAAGCGCCCCUUCGGCAUCCUUCGCUACCAGCCAGGCGAGGGCAUGAAGGGUGCCAUGGCCAUGGAGAUCAUCCCCAAGUCCCGCUACCCGGGCGACCCCCAGGGCCAGGCCUUCGCAUCAGGUGUGCAGAGCGGCUGGGUUGUGCAGUCCAUCAACGGCAUGAACGUCCAGAACGAGGACUUCGGCAAGAUCAUGGACAUGCUGGACGACGAGGUUGCGGACCCUCGGUUCUCUAAGUCCACGGCCUUGGCCCUGGAGAAGCAGGGUGGCCGCAUGGCCGAGCCCGUGGAGGCACCUCUGUCUGUGGUCUUCUCCUCCAUCCCAGGCUACGUUUACAAGGGCGCUCAGUUGACGGAGGAUGGCCAGGUGCCGAUUCCGGGCUUUCAGUUUCGCAAGAUCCCCCUGGAGCUGUUGACGUUUGGUUUCGGUGGCCUCGCAGAGAGCGAUGCGACGAAGAGUGCCAUCACCGGGUUUCCGUUCACCACGGACAACACCGUCUCUUUGCAGUUGGGCUUCCCUCGCAUUGGCGGUGGCUUCCGGCUCGGCCUGGAGGACCCUGCUCUGAGUGCGGAGGGGGCGGACAGCACACAGCAGCUGCUCUCCAUGGGCUACCAGCAGCGGCUUCCAGGUGGCGGUCAGCUCGCCUCGUGGCUGAAAACCACAGGCGAGUGGGGUGCCGCCUUCCGCCACGAGGUGGAGGACAUCGGAAUUGUCACCGGCGGGUUGAACUCGCAGUUGGAUUGGAAUCUGGACCUGAACACGCUGGGCAUGAGGGCAUGUGCACUGCACCAAAGAAGUCCAAACAUGCUGCUUCCACUUCUGAAAGUUAAAGGCUUCACUCCCAGUGUAUCAUAUGGCGCCACGCAGGACGGCAUGCGUGUGAAUGCCCGCGUGGACAAAGACAUCUCCAAGCGUUGGCAUACGAGCUACACAGUGCAGAACAUCCCGGGGAAGUACUCGCCUGUGGACUUUGUACAUGAUGGUGUGGUCCGGUUCGCAUCAGGACCACACUCUCUGCAGGCAACUGCAAGCUACGACCGCCAGCUUUUGAAGAAACCUUUGCAAGGAUCCAUGUCAUACACGUUCCAGAAGAGGCGGAUGGCGCUCCGGGCUUUGUUGGAUUCCCAGCGCUAUCAGCUCGCGCUGCAAGCGGGUCCUGCACAGGCGGGUGCCGCAGUUCCCAGGAAGAAGCAGGACCAGUUAGGCAGCCAAGGCUAUCGCUUGCCAGCCUUGGCCAUUCUUCAAGAGGCGCGGGAGUUCGUGCAGCCGCUGGCCUUGUAUAUGUGCAAGGAUAACAGCGACCGGAAAUUCACCUUUAUGGUUUUCAUGGUCGUGGUGGGUGUCUUUGAGAUGCAGCAGUCAUAUUCACGAUGGGAUUCAAGGGAUACAUCGUAUGUUGCUGUGCUGCCGGGGAAGUGCGAGCUCGGGGAGGCGGGAGGGUCGGCCACGGACUGCUUCCGGGCGGCGAGUGCGGCGAGCCUCGCGACCACCGCUGCAGCUCUUGGAGCUUCGGCCUCUCUGGGCUCCGUUUGCCCCCGAUUGAACGGAGGCUCUAGUGCAGACUCGAAUGCCACUGUGCUUUCCACCAAACUGCUGUUGGAGAUGAACUGCAGCGGAUCCAUGUUCAGAAAGACUGCCGGCCGAGGCGCAGAAAUCCAGACGGCGGAAGCGCAAGUCGUCUCUCAGCAGAACCGCACGUGCAGUGGGCAGUUGGUGAUCGGAGGUGGCGCGAACUCCGAACAGUUGCAAACGCCACUGUUGGAGCCCCCUCAGCAUCUCUUAAGGCUGUCCAAGUCGUCCACUGCGGGUAGCACUACGUGCCCGCUGAGCUCUGCAGGCACUCUUACAGGCGCCGUUUGCAUAGGCACCUUGUUUCAGGGCAAGAAGAUGGGUUCCGUUUGGAUGGCAACCGACCGCCACACAGGCCAGAAGAUGGCUGUCAAAGAGGUGCUUUUGGACACCACCGAGGAGGGAGAGAAGCGAGCUCCGCUCUGCGUGGACCGCGAGGUUUCCCUCUACAGGACGGACCUCCCGAUCCGGGUUUGGGGAGUUCAGUGGCCCAGGAACCAACUACUUUCGCAGAUCGGUGCUUUCGAUGAGCCUGACAUCGCAACCUACUCGCGCCAGGUGCUGGAGGCGCUUCACUACCUGCACACUCGAAAGCCCUCCAUCCUGCACAGGGAUGUCAAGACGGCCAACAUCCUUCUAGGUGUGGACGGCAUUGUGAAGCUGGCAGACUUCGGAUGCUCGAAGCGUGCAUCAGGAAAUGCUGUGCACACCCUCCGAGGUUCUGUCCAGUGGAUGGCGCCGGAAGUGGUUAAUCAGCAGCCCUACGGGCGCAAAGCCGACAUCUGGAGCUUUGGCUGUGUCCUCAUCGAAAUGCUUACAACCCGACCUCCGUGGGGCCACUUCGAGACCAAUGUUGCCGCCAUUAUUCAUGUGGCAACCAGCAAGGAGUUGCUACCGAAAAUGGAGUCAAAAGGCAAGCCCGGAGCUCCGGGCACUGAUUUCCUGCUGCACGCGGCUCACUCCAAAGGAGCGCCCAUCCGCGAGGCAGCUGAUGCAGUAUCCGUUCUUCGAGAGCUGGGAUGCUGUCCCAACGCUAAUCACCUGAUCGGACAGACGCGCGUGGUUAGCACGCUGAGGAGACGCUGUGGAGAGACU
Messenger RNA from Symbiodinium sp. CCMP2456, 2841 nucleotides. The record is from the annotation of a GenBank genome assembly. NCBI's taxonomy places the organism in Eukaryota, Dinophyceae, Suessiales, Symbiodiniaceae.